Molecule: messenger RNA, 2063 nt
Organism: Tauraco erythrolophus (red-crested turaco)
Lineage: Eukaryota; Metazoa; Chordata; Aves; Musophagiformes; Musophagidae
Source: RefSeq, a predicted model, not a curated record
AUUCCAGUGACUUGAUGCUAAGAAUUUACAGAGCUGAGUCAUAUGUUGGCCUCCAAGAAUAUAAAACAGCCAUAGAAGACUUAAAUUUUGUUAUUUCUAAAAUGCCAAAUUGGCCAGAGGUCUACUUCCGAAAAGGAAAAGUGCUGCAAGACUCUGGUUUUGUAGGUGAUGCCUUACAACUGUUUCUACAGUGCUUAGCCCUUGAUGAGGACUUUCUUCCAGCCAAGCUAGAAGUAGAAAGGACACUGUGUGAUAUGCUAUCACCAGAGAAGUUAGGAGAGAGUCUGAAGGAAUCUGCUUGGAAUUCACCACAUAUUCGAAAUAAACCUUUUAUACUUGGUUCAGAGGUGACUGAGUCUUACUGCAAUUUACAGCUUUGUCCUGAGCAGAGUUUAGGAGGAUCAGAGGUACCAGAGCCUGUCAGUGGAAGCUUAAAUCGUGCACGGUCUGCCCAUGCUCUUAACUCAACAAGAGACCUUGCCAAGGAAGAUGGCUUAAAGAGAGUGUCUUCUGAACCCCUUCUCUCUGGCGAAGAAAAAGGUGCUUUGUUGAAAAGAAAGCUUUCCUUUUCAGAACAGGAUACAGUUGUAUGUGAAGAUGGAAGAAACAAACACAAAAAGCAAGGAGAAAGUACAAAAAGGGACAUGACACUGGCUUUUGGAGCGAUUCCAGAGGAUUUGAUUGACGUAUCUGAUUUUGAAUGCUCUCUGUGCAUGAGGCUAUUCUUUGAGCCAGUGACAACCCCUUGUGGACAUACUUUUUGCAAAGGUUGCUUGGAACGGUGUUUAGACCAUGCUCCCCAGUGUCCACUCUGUAAAGAGAGUUUAAAAGAGUACCUUGCAAGCAGAAAAUACAGCAUCACAGAACUGCUGGAGGAAUUAAUAAUGAAAUAUUUGUCUGAUGAAUUAUACGAAAGAAAAAGAAUUCAUGCUGAAGAAACUGCUGAACACUCAAACUUGACCAAGAAUGUUCCAAUGUUUGUUUGCACUAUGGCAUAUCCUACUGUGCCUUGCCCUUUACAUGUGUUUGAGCCAAGAUACCGACUAAUGAUUCGCAGAAGUAUGGAAACUGGGACUAAACAGUUUGGGAUGUGUAUAAGUGAUUCUCAAAAUGGUUUUGCAGAUUAUGGAUGCAUGCUGCAAAUUAGGAACGUUCAUUUUCUACCUGAUGGACGGUCUGUUGUUGAUACAGUUGGUGGAAAGAGAUUUAGAGUUUUACGGAGAGGGAUGAAAGAUGGUUAUUGCACUGCAGACAUCGAAUAUUUAGAAGAUAUUAAGGUUGCUGAUGAAGAAGAACUAAAGAAACUGAGAGAACUUCACAAUUUUGUUUACAAUCAGGCCUGCAAUUGGUUCCAAAACUUAAGAAACAAAUUUCGCACUCAAAUUCUUCAGCACUUUGGGCCAAUGCCUGACAGGGAGGAAAAUAUACAGGCAAUGCCCAAUGGUCCUGCUUGGUGUUGGUGGCUUCUAGCUGUUCUCCCAGUAGACCCCAGAUAUCAGCUGUCAGUUCUCUCCAUGAUGUCUUUGAAAGACCGUCUGAUAAAAAUCCAACAUAUACUCACGUAUUUUUCUAGAGACCAGUCCAAGUGACUAACCGCCUGGGUCUUCCUGAAAAGUUACUCUGUUCUGGUUGUAGUAGCAGCUGGAAUUUUUGCUGCCUUUGCACAUCUAGCACUGGUUUGAGAAGUGUAAUGGAACUGCUUUUUCUCUCUCCUCCCUACCGUCCUGACUUCCUGAACCACAUGGUUCUUUGAAUGCACACUUUCCUCAACUUUGAGAGAAGACCACUGAAGAUUGCACAAAGUCAAUCCAGCUAGAUACGUUUUUCACGUUAUCUACAUUACAAUUUGCACUAUGUAGAAGAGAACGUUUUUUGAGACUUGACAAUUUUAGCCACUGGCUUUUUAAAGCUGUGGGAAGUGCAGGACUUAAGGCUGACAGUCCAAGUUUACAACAUUGAGGAGGUAUUAAAGGUUUUGCAAAUGUUUGCCUCAUACAACUGUUCUUUUGCUGUUUGCACAAAUAUUUGAAAUAUAGUAUUGAAUGUCACUGUUGGAUAUUACU